AUGAGGCACCUCGCCAACGUCACCGGCGAGGCCGCCGUCGCCAACAUGACGGACGACGCGCUCCAGGCCGUGAUCGGGCUCGUGAGGCACAACGACCGCGGCCUGACCGCGGCGGGCCUCGUACAGACCUACGAGUACGGCAGUGACGUGGCCGUCGUGCUACGGAACGACCUCGCCGCCUUCGGGCUGCUGGCGGUCGCCCAGCACAGGUACGGGGACGUGUGCCACAGCCUGGUGGCCGCCGCCGCGUACUCGGCUUUGCUGGCGGCGCGCCGCCUCCGCGGCCACGCGAGCGCGCGGUGGCUGCUGGCGGCGGGCCUGCCGGCGGUCGCCUGCUCGCUGAGGACGAGUGCCCUGAGGUGCCCGAUGGUGACUGUGCUGCUCGCCCUGCUGGGCGUGCUGUGGCUGAUGUGCAGCACGACCUGCAGAGCCGACCUGCCGGAGCGCUGGGUGAGCCUGCCGUGCACCGAUCCUCCCCAGGCUCGCGGGAGAGAUGCACGCGGUCGCGGAGCUGACGCAGGCGCUCGGGCUGCUGCUGGGAGCCGGGAGCUGCCUCUGGCUGGGCGCCUGAGAGCCGGCCGGCGGGCCGGGGCGUCCGCGUGGCCUCUCCGUGGGGCCUCGGGCCUUGGGGAGUCCUAG
Prorocentrum cordatum is the source of this 639-nucleotide messenger RNA. The record is from the annotation of a GenBank genome assembly. Lineage: Eukaryota; Dinophyceae; Prorocentrales; Prorocentraceae.